AACCCAAAUCGAACGUUCGCUGGGAAGGCACACCUGCCACCCACCCAACUUAACGUUGUACCUUUCCCGUCACCCUCCCCCGCCCCUCCCACAGAUUCCCCCCCAAUUGACCGAGAUCAGGGCGGGGACCUGCAACAGUACCUGGCCAGCAACAGUCCCCGCAGGCGGGUGUGACAUCAAUGGCUGGAUCGAUGUCUCAAAUCGGAGGCACCACCCCCCCAACGGAAAGCGCGCGCACACCUGCAAAAGAGCACCCUCAAGAAGGAUUCUUCUGUCCUCUCUCUCCAUGGGAUGCCAGCGAGAAGCCGCUGUUGUCUCUGCCCCGCGAUGCACCAAGCGAUACCCACCGUUGAUGGCAUCCCCGUGGUGCACUUCUCCGCUCCGGCGCCGCCCGCUGAAAACAACGCAACGGACGCGAAAACGCUCGAGACCGCCCGCGAUGCUGUCGGCCCCGCUCCGUCCCGGCUGUGGCUCCGCAUGUCGGCCGCGUGGUGGAGGUCACUGCAGUACGCCGGCAUGACCCUGCACUUCCUGGCGCCUCAGCGGCCGCCCAGCCCGAGCUUCAGCAAGACCAUCCCCUCGACGAUUUCGAAGGUUAAGGGCGAGUUCACCUUGCAAUUCUAUGUCCCACGCGGCUAUGAGGCGGCAGUGGCAGGCCGGACGAGCGCCAAAUUUCCCGCCGUCGUCAACCUCCACGGCGGCGGCUUCACCAUCGGCAACGCGACCGACGACGCCCGCUUUGCCCGCUUCGUCCUUGACACGUGCAACGCUGUCUUCGUGAGCGCGGACUACCGCCUCAGCCCCGAGCAUCCAUUUCCCGUGGCUGUGGAGGACGCAGCAGACGCCUUACUGUACCUGAUCCGGUUCGCUCCUGAGCUACAUAUUGACCCCUUCAAGCUCGCCGUAUCGGGGUUCUCAGCGGGCGGCAACCUUGCCAUUACUUCCACGCUGUGCCUGGCCGACCACGUCAAAUCAGCGAGGAAGUCCGGUCGGCACAUCCCGGCCCACCGCAUCCGGGCGGUCGCAAGCUGGUACCCCAUCACUGACUACACGCUCCCGCGCGCCCUGAAGCGGGCCCGCUCAACCCGGCCGGACCAGACCCUGCCGGAGACUCUCACGUCCCUGUUCGACGCGGCAUACCUCCACCCUCCAGACCUACCGCUCUCGAGUCCCUACUUGUCGCCCAGCAAGGCGAUGGACGAGCACCUGGCGGAGGCGAUACCGGAGACCGUGAUUCUGUACACGUGCGAGUGGGACAUGCUGCAGCAGGAGGGCGAGGAGUUUGCGAUGCGGCUGGGCAGAGAGCCGAUCAACAAGGUCGUGAGGUACAAGAUGGUUCCCGGGGUGCCGCAUGCAUGGGACAAGAGUCCCGACCCGACGAAGCCGGCCGAGUUUUCGGAGGAGCUGUACCGCGAGUGUUGUGAGCAUCUACGCGACGCUUUUGCGAGUGCGUGAUGCAACAAAGAUUUCGACGGCGUACAAGUUAUCCAGCUGAAGAUUCAAUUCCUGAUACCCCCCACCCCUUCCCCCGCCCCAUCUCCUUCUCAAACAUCGUGAAACAAACCAAGCUACCCAAAAAUUCCAAAGCUCAAGCCCUGCGUCCCUAUACCCAAGGAAAACCUCAACCUCUCCAUCCCGAGAAAAUUCACAUCCAAUGGUGCA
This is a messenger RNA of Thermothielavioides terrestris NRRL 8126, 1662 nucleotides long. RefSeq lists its product as uncharacterized. The coding region runs from base 328 to 1455 and encodes 375 amino acids. Gene Ontology annotation, molecular function: hydrolase activity. The transcript has 2 exons. The record is from RefSeq and is a predicted model, not a curated record. Lineage: Eukaryota; Fungi; Ascomycota; Sordariomycetes; Sordariales; Chaetomiaceae.